UGCGGAAAUCUCUGUUGAUGUUGAGGAAACUGAUAACGACAGCUGCUCGUCUUAUGUGUGGUGGUCGCAGAGGUUACUCGGGCUGGGACGGGUAACUCGGGUACUCGCGUCGGGUGGGUACUGAGAAGAACUCAGAUACCCACAGAACUACCCUUACCCGUGAAUGACGCAACUAGAAGAAGUCAGUGAGAAGCUGGACAAGAACCUUCUGGACUUUUUUGACGUCCUGGGCCAAGUGUACCAGGAACAGGCUAAGCUGGAGCAGUAUAUGAGAGAUGGCUUCCUCAACUUGUCCAGGGCCCGAUAUUCAAUGGGGGUCAAGUCUGUCAGCGCCACCCAGCUGCCCGACGAGAUGGACCCACUCCUCACCAUUCUUGUCAAUGGUGAAAAGAAAGACACUAAAUUUGAAUUUCUGAAAACGAGUAUCAAGACUUCGAAAGAUUCUGUAAAGGAUGAAACAUUACGCAAGAGAAAUGUUCCAAAUAAACUCUCUGAUGGAGACACGCCUGAAGUUGAAACUAUUGGUUCUGCGGGUGAUUCUUCUGCUGCCGCCAAAGACGAGUCUUCGGAGAAGAAGCCUGGUCAUGUUGAUCCAUUAAAAUGGUUUGGCGUGCUUGUUCCACAAGCUCUGAGGAGAAGUCAGUCGAGUUUCCAAGAGGCUUCAGGUUUAGCUGUGACAGUUGCGAACUUGAAGCUAAAACUUGGUAAUCUCAGAGAAGAUUAUAAGACAUUAUUAGCUGAGAAACAAAAAUUGCUCUCUGUUGAAAAUUAGAUCUGAACUUAAAAGUAUGCUAUUGUUAAAUACAGUAAACUAGGGUUAUUAUAAACUCAAAGGGCUCUUAUUUUAGUCGUUCGUUAUACGCAUUUCGACUUUCAGACAUCUUUUAUCAAGUCAUGUGACAUCAUGUUACUCGAUAAAUAACAAAAGUGUGCACUGUACAUGUACAGAAUAUAUCCACUUCGAUCACUGUGUUACUAUUGUUAAUUGAGGGUGUAAUUUGAGGACAAUGUAUCAGUAGUCCCACCUCCCCCACCACCAUCACCACCAAUACGACCAAUAAUAGGCUUAAAAAAACAAAAGAAUUGGUUCUCAGGCAAAGACUUUUGAAAAUAUAGUGCGGGCGGGUGGGCGUUUUUUUGUUGUUG
Messenger RNA from Haliotis rufescens (red abalone), 1146 nucleotides. Its product is annotated as coiled-coil domain-containing protein 115-like. Gene Ontology annotation, cellular component: extrinsic component of endoplasmic reticulum membrane. The transcript has 3 exons. Bases 164 to 772 code for a protein of 202 amino acids. The record is from RefSeq and is a predicted model, not a curated record. NCBI's taxonomy places the organism in Eukaryota, Metazoa, Mollusca, Gastropoda, Lepetellida, Haliotidae. Gene Ontology annotation, biological process: vacuolar proton-transporting V-type ATPase complex assembly.